AUGGCGCCAGUUCCGCCCAGCGACCACGACGUUGUUGAAAAGCAACUCAAAGACAUAAUCCAAGACCUCUACCAAACCAUGGUCCAAGUCCACUCCUACGACCCUUCCUCCUCCAAACCCUCAGACGAAGUCCUCAAAUACACCGUCGACCUCAUCGAAGACCACCUCUGCAAGCUCUACGACUCGGUCACGCCGACCUCGUCGGGCCCCGGCCGCAAAGUCACACUCCCUGAUGUCCCGCCCGAGCUGAUCGCGUACGUGGACGGUGGGCGCAAUCCGGAUAUCUAUACGAGAGAGUUUGUGGAGGUCGCGCGGCGCAAUAAUCAGCUCGUGAAGGGGAAGAUGGAGGCGUUUGGGAGCAUGAGGGAUACGCUUGCGAGGGAGAUGGAGAGGGGGGUUGGGGAGCUGAGGGGGGAUGUUGAGAGGGUUUUGGAGGGGACGGGGGGGAGGAAGAGCUGA
Glarea lozoyensis ATCC 20868 is the source of this 459-nucleotide messenger RNA. RefSeq names its product mediator of RNA polymerase II transcription subunit, putative. NCBI's taxonomy places the organism in Eukaryota, Fungi, Ascomycota, Leotiomycetes, Helotiales, Helotiaceae. Bases 1 to 459 code for a protein of 152 amino acids. The record is from RefSeq and is a predicted model, not a curated record. Gene Ontology annotation, molecular function: transcription coregulator activity. The transcript has 2 exons. Gene Ontology annotation, cellular component: mediator complex. Gene Ontology annotation, biological process: regulation of transcription by RNA polymerase II.